Messenger RNA from Copidosoma floridanum, 6315 nucleotides. Its product is annotated as protein groucho. Gene Ontology annotation, molecular function: protein binding; transcription corepressor activity. The record is from RefSeq and is a predicted model, not a curated record. Gene Ontology annotation, biological process: negative regulation of canonical Wnt signaling pathway; regulation of DNA-templated transcription. Lineage: Eukaryota; Metazoa; Arthropoda; Insecta; Hymenoptera; Encyrtidae. Gene Ontology annotation, cellular component: transcription regulator complex; nucleus.
GUGAGCUUCGCUCCGACGAAAAUUUGUCUCUCGUGUAUUUUGAGCAACACCAACGUAGCAUUAUAAUUCUACAUCCAUUCACUUUUUUUCUGUAUGUCAUAUUUAAUUUUACUUAUUACCACGAGCUUUGACUUUUCUUCUUCAAUCAAUUUUCGAAGAAAGCUCACUAUGAUCUUGUGGUCCAGAUUUGGUGCUGUGUUUUAUUAGCAGUGCUUUCGUACGUGCCCAUUGAUUACACUAAUGCCGAUUGUUAAGUGAUUAUUGUGUGAUAUACAUAAUACAUGAUUUUAAGUGAGUGACAAGAGAGUGACAAGUUUACAUUCGAGUUACUUUUAAAAAGUUUGUGUUAUUGCUACAACGAGUCAUUUUGGAGUCAUCAAAUUAAAAAAAAAAAAUUAGUUUAAAAGUGUAGUGAAUUUUAGAUCUGUCAUUGAGUCUUUCGUUUACCAGAGAUAAAAUAAUAGGGUAGAGUCUAUAAAUCUCUCUCUUCAGUGCAUUCGGUAAAGUCGCGUUCAUACUUUGCCGGCCGAGUCAACCCUUAAAGAGGCGGUACACUCAUCCACCCCAAUUUGUUAAUGAACUCCCUCUAAUGCGUAAGAUUAAAUAGUAUUGUAUUGUUAGUGUGUUUAAAAGUUUUUUGCAAAAGUAAUCGUGCUGGCAGUAACUGCGAGAAUAUCGACGGAUUAAAAAAAAGGUGCAGCAAAGCAGGCUUUGCGGCGAAUAGCAGUACAUUCGAAUGGCGUUCCAACGCGGCAGGAAAAAGUCGCCCAACAAGUGCGACUGGGCUUACGGUCUUGUGCUACGGCAGUUCUAUUCUAACAGUGACAGAUACUUGAUGUAAAAAAAAAAAAAAAAAAAAAAAAAAAAAAAAAAAAAAAAAAAAAAACACGUGAGCUAAAUUAAAGAUAAAAGCACGUACAAGAAGAAAAAAAAAGUUUACCCAUACGACUGGCAACAGUCAACAGUUUUAACUCUGAUGCUCAAGUGACCAACAAGUGGGUAUGCUGUGCACUUUAAAAGUGUAGUAUACUUAAAGUUGAUCGAACCUCGACGCCGCCCCUUUUUUUUCCUUCCUCAUUGCCCGUGUUGUUGGCAACACGGAGAUUUUUCACAGUGAACGUGCACGAGGGUUGUUGCUAAACACCCGACCAGUGCCCGUAACAACAGCAGCAUUGCAGGCGUUUAAUUCAAACCUCAUAAGAACCGACGACGGUUACCUCGUCGUCGAGGCGCAGCUGCAGCCGAGGGUACGAACUACCUCCUCGUCGCCGUCGUCGUCAUCGUCGUCGCGCGACAGCCGGAGGAACGACGCUGCAGAGGAGCUGUCCUCCAAAUCCAGGAGAAGCAGCGCCGCCGGAGCGGGAAAAAUGUAUCCCAGCGCAGGCAUCAAUGCGGCCGCCGUUGCCGCGGCUGCAGCUGCUAGGCAUCCGGUACCACCGCAGCCCGGCCAGCCAUACAAGUUCACAAUACUGGAGAACUGCGACCGAAUCAAAGAAGAAUUCGGCUUCCUCCAGGCGCAGUACCACAGUCUUAAGUUGGACCUGGAAAAGCUAGCCCAGGAGAAAUCGGAAAUGCAGCGGCACUACGUCAUGUACUACGAAAUGUCAUACGGCCUCAACGUCGAGAUGCACAAGCAGACGGAAAUAGCGAAGCGACUGAACGCCAUCAUCGCGCAAAUUCUGCCGUUCCUCUCGCAGGACCAUCAACAACAAGUGGCCACUGCAGUCGACAGGGCGAAGCAAGUCACCAUGACCGAGCUCAACACGAUCAUUGGACAACAGAGGCCUGACUUGCCGAGGCUGCUACAACAGAUGCACGCACAACAAUUACCACCUGGCGCUGCGAUGGGACCACAUCCGGGUCCACUGGGCCUACCUGGCUUGGGUCCCGGGGCGGGAAUGCCGGUGCCCACCUCCGCCUCGGCCCUACUUGGCUUGGGACUACCUCCGGGGGCCGGCGCUGCUCCUGGUGGCUCGGGGCAUCCGCUCAACAUGCUCGCCAAGCCCGAACUACACAGCAGACAGUCCGACGAUCUCAAGACUAACGGCGGUCUGAAUCCGGCGGAGGAGAGGCAUAGGAGCUCAAUAUCGCCAGCCGAGCGUGAAAAGUACAGUAGGCCGCGCAGCACGCCAGACUCGCAACACCACGACCACAUCCAUCUAAAGAAGAUGAAAAAGGAGCAGGACAAGGACAUAAGCCACCAGAGCGACGGUGAAAAAAGCGACCAGGACUUGGUUGUGGACGACGCGAGCGAGGACGGCCGAGUGACCAGUCCAGCGGCAAACGGGACGUCGUCACCCCGGGAGAACGGCCUCGACAAAUUGGGUCCCUCGUCCGUGUCCCUAGGCGGCCAGGUGAAAAAGGAAGUGCCACCCCCAUCGCCUCGCAGCGGUACCAGCAGCAACGCGAGCACCCCCUCGGCCAAAAAGAUGGAGGACCGCGAGAAGCCCACCACACCGAUCUCCAAGCCCGUCACCCCAACCUCCGCCGGAGGCAGCAGUUCGGGUUCAAGUGGCUUGAAGUCCUCGAGCUCGAGCAAGCCGCUGGUCUCGGCAGCAGCGAUCGGCCCCUACCCGCCUCAUUAUCCGCCACCCCAUCACCCUCCGGCCGGACCACACGUUGACAUGCUCGGCUACCCGACUGCCGCUCUAAAUGGCUACCCGGCUCGACCGCCCCUCCAGCAGCUCUACGACCAUCACGGCAACAUGAGGGCGCCCCUCGGACCGCUCGCCGUUCCUGGAGGCAAACCAGCUUACAGCUUCCACGUGUCGAGCGAAGGGCAAAUGCAGCCGGUGCCCUUUCCGCCGGAUGCCCUGAUCGGGCCGGGCAUACCGCGCCACGCGCGCCAACUGAACACCCUGACCCACGGCGAGGUCGUGUGCGCCGUGACCAUCUCGAACCCCACCAAGUACGUGUACACGGGUGGCAAGGGCUGCGUCAAGGUCUGGGACAUCAGCCAGGCGGGCAGCAGCCAAGCCAAGCCCGUCUCGCAGCUCGACUGCCUCCAGCGCGACAACUACAUCCGCUCGGUCAAAUUACUGCCCGACGGCCGUACCCUCAUAGUCGGUGGCGAGGCCAGUAAUCUUAGCAUCUGGGACCUGGCCAGCCCAACCCCGAGGAUCAAGGCCGAGCUAACGUCCUCCGCACCGGCUUGCUAUGCCCUGGCCAUUUCUCCAGACUCGAAGGUCUGCUUCAGUUGCUGCAGCGACGGGAACAUCGCGGUCUGGGACCUGCACAACCAGACCCUGGUCAGGCAGUUCCAGGGACACACGGACGGCGCCUCGUGCAUCGACAUAUCCGCGGAUGGCUCCAAACUUUGGACGGGAGGCCUCGACAACACGGUCAGGUCUUGGGACCUGAGGGAGGGCAGGCAGCUCCAACAGCACGAUUUUUCGUCCCAGAUCUUUUCCCUGGGCUAUUGUCCGUCGGGCGAGUGGUUGGCCGUGGGUAUGGAGAACUCGAACGUGGAGGUCCUCCACGCCAGCAAGCCCGACAAGUACCAGCUCCACCUGCACGAGUCCUGCGUGCUCUCGUUGAGAUUCGCCUCGUGCGGCAAGUGGUUCGUCUCGACCGGCAAGGACAACUUGCUCAACGCCUGGCGCACGCCUUACGGUGCUUCGAUAUUCCAGUCCAAGGAGUCCUCGUCGGUGCUUAGCUGUGACAUUUCGACGGACGACAAGUACAUCGUCACGGGAUCCGGGGACAAGAAGGCCACCGUCUACGAAGUGAUAUACUGAAGCGCCGACGCGUUUGUUCAUAUAUAAAUAAAACUUAGAAAAGCUAAGCUUGUUAAGAUAUUUAUCAAGAGGCAUUGUGCGCAAGAACGAGGCCACGGAAAACAAAUGUCUCGAGUACCAAACUUUUAUGCUAAAAUAUCAGCGGUGCUAAGGAGGAAGACGCCGUCGAUGAUGCCAUGUUUCACGGGGAGGGUUGUACGAUGAUAUCGAUAAGGGGAAUUGCGUUUUGAAGAUAUUUUUUCUAGUACAGCAGUGAACUUUCGUUUCUAGAGCUCAUAUUUUUACUGAUUUCAAUCGUUAACUUUUUUUUUUACAAUUCACUUUGUUCAUCAAUACUUAAAAAAAUGUGUGGAUGAAAUUCUCAACAUUUUUCAACGUAGCCAUCGUUUGAGACCAGCAGCUCGAAUUAGUUUUUAUUUUUCCAAAAGAUCGUAGGCAUUUAGUUAUUUAAUAUUGUAUAAAAAUAAUAAACUUAUGUACUUGUGUAAGUAGAAAGUGUGCAUGAGAUGUGAUAAUGUGAUACAGAGAGCGAGAAAGUGGGUAAGCGACUGGGUUUGUCAAAGAGAAAUUUGUUUCUUUCGGCAGUUUUCGUGUCGCAACCGAAACACAUGAAUAUAUUGACUUUGUAAUAUAGAUUCAAUUAAUUUUUAGCUGCGAUUGUGCGAAUUGAAAAAAAAAAUAAAAAUAAAAGUGUGCACGAUGAUAUUGCGCGCGAGUGUGUAUAUUAAUUAUAAAUGUGACAAACACAUUUUUGCUGAUAUAUAUGCCUGCGUGCAGUAGUGAGAAAUAGACAGACGACGUACGAUCACGAAAAAAUAGAAAACAAAAACAAAAAUAAAAAAAUACAAAAAACGAAAAGCUCGCCUGCAAGCAGUGAAAGUCGCAUCGCUUCUAAAUUAUUCGUAUAUAUAUAUAAAUAUGUGUAUGUAUGUAGGCCAUUGCGAUACGAAUUACACCGCAAGGGUUUGAAAAUAAUUAAGUAUAUAGGGGGCAGCUGAGAGAUAACGUGAAAGUAAUCUUUAAGUAAGUGCAUAAAGCUACGGUGCGUUUACAAUUUCUUACGUCAUGGUGAUUAAAAAAAAAAAUAAUAAUAAUAACAAUAAAUACAACAAAUGAAGUUUAAGAAAAAAAAAAAAAAAAAGGAAAAAAGUACUACGAUCAUAAAUCAACGAUAGAGUAUUCGCCGCACGACAUCGACGAUUCCUUGAUGUAUCUCAAUGCAGCGGCUGUGCACGGGGAUAUAUAUAUAUGCACACGUAUACAUACGUUCACCCAAACACACACGUACACAAACACUCACACAUACUCAAGAAUACAAUAUGUUGAUGAUGUACUUGAUGAAAGAAAUAAAUGAGGAAAAAAAAAUUAAAAAAUCAUGUAACGUCACUCACUGCGAGGUAUUGGGCGAAAUAUUUUUGUGACUGGUCGUCGUGUAACGGCUCAUUUGAGGCAAAACAAGGCUUGUAUGCAAAGAAAAAUAUAAUUUAGUAAAACUAAAUCAAUGAUCCCAAAUCAGAAUCCAUUAAAAAAAAAAAAAAAUUGUCGUUUACCUCGAUAAAGCAAAAAGACCUUGAAGUGCCUCAAAUCGAGCCAAAGGGCCUCUUAUAAGAUAGCGCAAUAUUGUUCGAAGCCAGCUGUGAGUCAGAACAUUAUGCAGAUGAAUUUAUAUUUUGUUACAGGAAGACAUACCCACAUACAUUAACGUGAAAAAUUAUUAAUCGCAAAAAAGGCUGUGAUUGUCUCAAAGCCCCUGCCUUACUUUAUUGACUAUUAAUAAAAAUGGAUUGUUUAUUUACUGAAAACAUAUAUACAUACUUACCGAUGAUGGUAAACAUCAAAGAGCUUAUUUAAAGUGAUGUGCGUGGGUGACUUUUAAACGAACGAAUAAAUGAACACAAAACAAAAGACGAGUGGCUUUGGACGAUCACAGCCUCCGAUGAAUAGACCAAUAGAUGAAAAACGACUAUUAUACUUCAACAAGACUCAAUAGAUUUUAUUAACCACUAAUGAAACAACUGUACAAAUCGAUAUUCUUUUACAGUAUAAAACAGGGGAUUAAAGUAAAUAAUAAUUGCAAGAAAAAAAAAAAAAAAAAAAAAAAAAAAAAAAAAAAAAAAAAAAAAAAGUAUAUACAAAACUGACCGGUGAAUAGGGGUAUGAAUGCAGCAUCCAUAAAUCUACGAAACGAUUAUCGUUAUUAUUAUGAUUGUAGACUCACUCUGAACCGCAUCUUUUUAAUUGUCACCUAUACAAUAAUACUACAAAAAAAAAAUCCUUUGUGUUAUUUCGUAUACAAUUUAAGCUGUAUCAUUGUAACAUCCUUUUAUAAUUAGCGUGGCAAAUUGAACUGUUUUUAAACACCUUGUCCCUAUACCGUAGAGCGAUUCUCGAAGCUGUUUUUUCGUUCAUUUGAUUUUUUUAGUAAAAAAAAGAAAAAAAAAAAAAAUCAUUUUCCAAGCACACUGUCCAUGUUGUUCCUAUAGUUACGCGAAAAUUGUUUUCUUUUUGGCAAUUAAAUUGUAUACAUGUACGUAUGCAUAGAUGUGUCGGCUUACUCAUUUAUGUAUAUGUGGAUGUA